GUGGGGAGAGAGCAUAAGAUUUCAAAGUCCGUCAAAGUCUUCUUCUUCACUUCCCUUCGCUGAUCGAUCGCCUGUAAUACCAACUGCGCAGACACCUAUCCGUCCCGGUCCCACCACCUCCAAUCCAUCGUCCGAUACCUCUUUCCUCCUUCAACGAUGUGGAAGAGGAACCACGGUAAACAAGGAGAGCACUAAUCCGGAAGUUGGUACAAGGGAAAAUGGUUGAGGAGAGAAAGCGCCUACCAUCCUCUAGCUCUCUCUCGCCUUGUUUGUCUUUCUCUCUCUUCUGAUCCCUCUCUUCGGCUCCCUUGCUCCUUCUAUCUUACCUUUUCACCUGUUCUCCGCAACCGACAAUGGACCCGAUGUCGGAGGAGCAAUUGGACUACGAGGACGAGGACUAUGCCUCCGGCAGAGGCCAGAAGCUCCAGUAUCCCGGUGGCGGCGCCAUCUCGGCGCUGGCGGAGGACGAGCUUCUCGGCGAGGACGAUGACUACGACGAUCUAUACAACGACGUCAACGUCGGCGAGGGUUUUAUGAACUCCAUCCAGCAGCACCAUCCUCCCAACCCUAACCCUAAUCGCUCCAAACUACAUCCUAUGCCGAAUGGACUUCAACCCCCUCCUGCACCCCUUGUUGAUCCGUCAUCAUCUGUUGUCGGUAACUCCGGAUUUAGGCCUUCGGAACCCCCAGGAGGGGGAGUCAACAUUCCAGGCGUUGGGUUUCAUGAUGGGAAGGGCUCGAACACCGGCAUCGGCGGCGUCGGUGUGUUCUCCUCCGUUAAUAACAAUUACGCUGCCCCGAAAGCUAGGGCGUCGGAAAUUCCUCUUGAUCCAUUGACUGGGAAUUUGGAGCAUCGUGGAUCCAUUCCUCAGGUAAAGCCGAUGGGUGCUGGGGUCCCUGAGCAAGGGGACAACAUGGCUGGGGGGCCGGCAUCUAUGCCCGGAGGGGUCAACAGAGGUCCUGGCAUUGUUGCUAGCCGGCCGACACUGCAGCAGAUGCAGCAGCCACAGCAGAUACAUAUGCAAAUGCAGAUGCAGCCCCAGCAGCAGCCUCAGCAGCAGAUGCAGCCGCAACAGCAGAUGCAGCAGCUGCCGCCGCCGCUACCGCCCCAGCAGCAGCAGCAGCAGCAGCAGCAGAUGCCGCCGAUUGUGGAGAGCAAUGGCAACACGAUGCUGUUCGUCGGGGAAUUGCAUUGGUGGACGACGGACGCGGAGCUCGAGAGCGAGCUUUCUAAGUAUGGGAAGGUUAAAGAGAUCAAAUUCUUUGACGAGAGAGCUAGUGGCAAGUCCAAAGGAUACUGCCAGGUAGAGUUUUACGACGCUGCAGCAGCUGCUGCUUGUAAGGAAGGGAUGAACAGCCACGUCUUCAAUGGCCGCGCUUGCGUCGUCGUCUUCGCUACCCAGCAGAAUCUGAGGCAGAUGGGCGCUGCUUAUCUCAACAAGACGCAGGCACAGGCUCAAGGUCAGCAGCAGGGAAGGCGGGUUGGUGCUAACAACAACGAUGGUAAUAGGAAUGGUGGGUGGAAUUAUCAAGGAGGCAAUGGUGAUAACCGGAACUACGGCAGGAUGGGUUCUGGAAGAGGUGGGCAGGGGAUGCAGAACAGAGGUCAAGGUGGGAAUUAUAUGCAAAACAGGGCUAAAGGAAAUAUGGGUGGUGGCGGCGCGGGCGGAGGCAGUGGUGGUUCUGGUGUUGGGAAAAGCAUGAUGGCUGGUGCUUUUGGUGGCCCUGCAGUGGGUGGCCCGCCGGCCGCCUUGAUGCAUCCGCAGGGGCUGAUGGGACCUGGUUUUGAUCCAACAUACGGUUCACACAUGGGCCGGGGAGGUAUCUAUGGUGGUUUCCCUGCCCCUGGAUUUCCCGGGAUGAUGCCGACAUUUCCAGCCGUCAACAAUGCUGUCGCUCUUCCUGGUGUGGCGCCUCAUGUCAACCCGGCAUUCUUUGGUCGUGGAAUGGCUGCUAAUGGAAUGGGGAUGAUGGGUACUCCUGGAAUGGACGGGCAUCCUGCCGGGAUGUGGACUGAUCCAUCAAUGGGAGGGUGGACACAUGAGGAGCAUGGAAGAACGAGGGAGUCUAGCUAUGGCGACGAUGGAGCUUCUGAUCAUGCGUAUGGCGAGAGCCAGGACAGAGGUGGAAGAUCAGGAAACACGUCAAGAGACAAGGAGAGAGCUGGUUCGGAGUGUGAUUCUGAUAGGAGACACCGUGCUGAUAAAGAGGCAGAUUGGGACCGUCAUAGAUACAGGGACGACAAAGAAGGGUAUUCGGAUCACAGACACAGAGAACGAGAUUGGGACAACGGGGAAGAUUGGGAUAAGGGAAGGUCUUCCUCUUCAAGGUCUAGAAGCAAAACUAGGAUGUCACAAGAAGAAGAAAAACGCUCUCAUGGACACAGAGAACGAGAUUGGGACAACGAGGAAGUUUGGGAGGGAGGAAGGUCUUCCUCCACAAGAUCUAGAAGCAAAACUAGGAUGUCGCAAGAAGAAGAAAAACGGUCUCGACCUAAGGAUGUAGACUAUGUGAAGAGGAGACGCCUGCCAUCUGAAUGAAGAAUUUCUCAGUUUUGGUCAUAUUUGGGCUGACGGUCUAUCAUAAUCAUGUGAGAGGGUAGCAGUAUUUCCCUUAAGUUCCACUUGCUCACUGCACCAACUUUUUUACUGCUGCCAGGGUGGUGAGAGUGACUUUCGAGGCUUCAAUCUUCCUUGGUGGCAAGACGAACUUGCUCCUUCCUGCUGACUUCUGGUGGCAACACAGUCGGCAGAAUUGUUGCAUCAGGGUUCAAACACUAAGUUUCUCAUAGUGUUGCUAGAGAGGGUGCAUCUCUCUUUGCUAGUUAUUUCUUUUAUCUUCAUCCAAAACAUUACAUGAACCCAGCUGAUGGACUUGAGUGAUGGAGGUACUUGGUAGUUUCAAACAGUUAGUGUAUUUGAUUUACUAGUGUUGGCUUGGGCAGUAGUCUACUUGCUUUAUCUACGGUUUGGUUCUGAUCUAAAACUGGGGUUUCUGCGCCAGGUUCAUAAGCUGGAACUUAAACAUAUGUAAUCUGUGAACGGUCACAUAAUUCUGCUCUCUCCUUCCAUAUUGUUAAUGGUCAUUCAUAUUUGAAGAAAGCACAUGGUGGCUUUGUACCAUUUUUUUAAAGGAAUGUGGAAUUGAGCUGCUUAUUGGUAUUGCUGCA
This is a messenger RNA of Nymphaea colorata (pocket water lily), 3169 nucleotides long. RefSeq lists its product as uncharacterized. Bases 354 to 2540 code for a protein of 728 amino acids. Gene Ontology annotation, cellular component: mRNA cleavage and polyadenylation specificity factor complex. Gene Ontology annotation, molecular function: mRNA binding. Lineage: Eukaryota; Viridiplantae; Streptophyta; Magnoliopsida; Nymphaeales; Nymphaeaceae. The transcript has 2 exons. The record is from RefSeq and is a predicted model, not a curated record. Gene Ontology annotation, biological process: mRNA alternative polyadenylation.